UUUUCGUUUUUGCCGCGGCGGCUCGUGAACCGCCGAACAGCUGAUUGUUGUUAUCAGGAGCGUGUUUGCAUAUCAAAUCAACACGCAUCAACCGUUUAUAUUCGUUGCUCGUUGAUUCACCGAACAGAUUUCUCCUGAUACUUUGGAACACAAAAUGCAGAAUAAAAACGACGACAGCGAUACCGACCACCACAAACAGGAUGCUGUUUCCAUUUUUAGCGGCUCGAGCGAAUCCGAUCGGAAGGGGAAAAGCUAUGACUUUGGUUUCUCGCUGCCAUCUCCCCAGCAACCCCAGCCAAUGGACGUGGACACGUCCGGUGGUCCGAUCCUAAUGUCACCGUUGAUUGCAACACCUCGUCCCAGCGAUAAGAAACGGAAGCUCAACAGCGGCCGAAGCGCCAAGCUCAAAAUAAGAAAGCUGGCCAAAUGUGAGGAAGAAUUCGAUGGCGUGAGUAGUCGUUCUGGUCAAAUUGGUAUGAUUCUGCGGAAAGUGUUCGGAUUGAGGAUGGUGAUUUGUUACUCGUUAGUAGUUUUGGUGGCCGUUUCGGUAGCAAUGAUUAGACAGAAAGAUCUCCGGGAGGAGUUCUUCAAACGCUACAUGAAGCAGUACAAUUCCCUACUGUAUGGGGUUGAGGAUUACUGCAGUCAGGAGUUUGAUUUUACGGCGACCGCUGCCGCCCUUUCAGCUGGUAUGGUGGGCCAAUUGGAAGCAACUGGAAAACUGGUUGAAAUGGUCAAUCGACGACGGAAUGAACGCUGCGUGUCGUUCGCACUUUUCGGAUCCACUGGAGUGGGGAAGAGUCUGAUGGCCAACAUAAUAGCGAACCAAUUUCAGUGGCAAUCGAACGUCCAUCGAUUCUUUUGGGAUUCCACAUUUACUCCUGAGAAACGGUUUGAGCGUUUCCAGUCGUUCCUCUAUGGGAUAAGGCACGGUCGAGACGUGGAUUUACGAUGUGGUCGGAAUUUAAUCAUUGUGGAUCAUUUAGGUAGCGGAGACAUGGAUAUGAUUAACAAAAUAGAUGCCCGGUUACGAUUUGUAGCGGACAAGGACGAUGUGCAUUUUCUGGUGGUGUACGCAUUUCAAGGGUCAUUGAUAGAUGAUGAUCCGGAAGCGAUUAAGCGUCUGAACAGAAAUAUAGUACAGGUCUCCUUACGGUCGAUGGAUAAACAUGAUUUGAUGCUAUGUAUCAAACUGGAAUCAGCUGACCUUGAAGUGAAUUUGGAUGAGCGUCCUGAACUGUUGGAGGAAUUGAUUGGAAGUUUGGAUGUGGAACGUUACGGUUGUAAAGCCGUGCGAGCCAAGCUCGCGCUAUACUCUCAUUUCUCGAAAGUUGAUGAAUCAUGAUCGCCUCUUACUGUGCGUGGGAUGACUAAGACAUACAAGUGCUGUGAUUUUCUGUUUAUUUAGAAGGCAAGCUGUGUUUAACAAAAUAAUCUUUACAAGAAUAGACGAACUGAACAUAUAAUAAAGCUACAUAGAUAAUAAAUAUUACAAUAA
Molecule: messenger RNA, 1498 nt
Organism: Armigeres subalbatus
Lineage: Eukaryota; Metazoa; Arthropoda; Insecta; Diptera; Culicidae
Exons: 2
Coding region: 155-1345 (396 amino acids)
Source: RefSeq, a predicted model, not a curated record